GCCCCUGGCCGCCUAUCGGAAUAUGUGGUAGACAAGCAAUAUCGCGAUCCUUCAACGAGUGAUAGCAGUACCGAAUGACAGCGACAGCGACCGAACGGGUCACAAGUGCUUUUGAUAAUUCAGAUGCAGCCCCGGCAGCAGCGCCUGCUUUUGCAGGUCGGCGCAUUCGCCUUCAUCAUCGGCAUAAUUUAUUUCACCUAUACUGGCGGACAACAUCAGAUAAUUCCGGCGGCUGGUAAAAGCGCUCUCGGACAAUCAAGCACCAAGUCAACGUCUCCACCAAAGUCAUCGUCAUCUCGACCAUAUUUGUUCAUCUUUGGCGACUCCUACUCGUCGCAUUCGCACGCUGGCUUCGUCCCGAGCGCGCCUCUUCAGCCGACCGAAGAGAAUCCUACUGGCUACCUGCCCGCGAACAAAGACGAAGGGACUUUCUCGGGCGGCGACAUCUGGGUUGACAUCUAUCUCAAGAAUGCGCCCAAGGGCACCUUCGUACACAACUAUGCCACUCCCGGGAACGUCGUCAACUACACCCGACUUGGCACGCAUUUCGAUCCGCUCCUCAUGGCUAUCGUCUCGCCGGUCAAGGACAUGGUUACUCAACUCGAGCAUUUCGAGACGAUUCACAGCAAGACGGUCCCGUGGAAGGGCGACGACAGUAUUUUCUUCAAUUGGUUUGGGGUGAACGAUCUGACCGCGACACAAUUACAUUCCAAGCUUCCGCAGGAUGAGAUGGAGCUGCUGAUCGAAGCACAGGUUGGCGACUUUUGGACUCUGGUGCGCAGGCAAUAUGCACAGGGAGCGCGAAACUUCGUCCACAUACUCGUCCCGCCAAUGGAACGCGUCCCAUCCUACGCCGACUUCAACCCCGCCAUGAAGCCCCUCGCACAGCAUCUAACCAAGACUUGGAGCGACGUCUUCCGGAAAGGCAACAAGGACUUCCUUCGCGAGCACCCGGAAGCCACGUCUAUUGUCUUCGAGACGGCCGAGGUCUUCAAUGAGAUCAUGGACCAUUACAAAGAGUACGGUGCGCGCAAUGAUAAUUGCUUCAGCUAUGGCAAGGAUACUCUUUGUUUGUGGUAUGACUUCUUACAUCCGGGCGAGUUGAUCCAGCGGGAGAUGGGGAAGCGGAUUUUUGAGAAGUCUAAGAAGAUUUUCGGACUUUGAUGGUGGCGUUGUCUGAAGAUUUGUACGAUUUAAUUUGUGUUUCAUGAUUCAUGCAGAGUACGAGUCGUUCUACACUCAUGGCAAAAACCAGACAUCGACGCGUCUACUGUGCAUUGAUGUCGAGAGCCAUCAGCUCGUGUGCAGUCUCUAUCAUCGGCACAUCGUCGUCCGCGAAGGGUGGCCCACAAAUUCCACCCACUUGAUAAGCCGGUCCUGGAUCCGCUUCGAGAAAUUGGUCAUAAUCCCAAAUGCUUUGCGAGA
Molecule: messenger RNA, 1425 nt
Organism: Dissoconium aciculare CBS 342.82
Lineage: Eukaryota; Fungi; Ascomycota; Dothideomycetes; Mycosphaerellales; Dissoconiaceae
Product: carbohydrate esterase family 16 protein
Exons: 5
Coding region: 124-1164 (346 amino acids)
Molecular function (GO): hydrolase activity, acting on ester bonds
Source: RefSeq, a predicted model, not a curated record